Molecule: messenger RNA, 2658 nt
Organism: Malania oleifera
Lineage: Eukaryota; Viridiplantae; Streptophyta; Magnoliopsida; Santalales; Ximeniaceae
Product: QWRF motif-containing protein 2
Exons: 6
Coding region: 365-2278 (637 amino acids)
Biological process (GO): centrosome cycle; spindle assembly
Cellular component (GO): centrosome; nuclear microtubule; cytoplasm
Molecular function (GO): microtubule binding
Source: RefSeq, a predicted model, not a curated record
ACAAAACCCCAGAAGCCCAAAACCCACUAUUCUUUCACCUAAAUUCCCAAUCUCCGUUAACCAAGUCGCUUCCCUGUAUGUCUCUCCGGCGUAUUUUUUUAGCUGGAAAAAGUUUAUCUUCUUGACCCUCACCGGUAACCCCUCUUCUUCUCUCCGGGAAAACCAUUUAGUAUUUGGUACUUGGAUGCGCGUUUUUGUCUCUGUUUCUGGAUACCUUACAAUGCCGUGUGUACUGCUACGAAGUUGUGUUCGUGACAAAACAGUGGGAUUUCUUGAUCUGCUGCAGGUUUGAGCUGUUGAGAAGAGCGGCCUUUGUGGGUAAUCCUGUUCUGUUCGAGGAAAUGUGAGGAGAUUUCUCAGUUCGAUGAUGGUGGCUGCCAUUUCUGAAGCAGCGUCAAACAACCCACAAAACCCCAAAGCCCCCUCCCAUGGCGAGACCCUUCGAAACCCAAGAAGAACCCCUUUUUUAGAUAACGGGGUUGGUCCUAGAAAACCCAAAUCCAGAGAAGUGCCCUCCAGGUACUUGUCCCCUUCGCCAUCUACCUCAACUUCGUCAUCUUCUUCAUCUUCCAGAAGAUGUUCAUCUCCGCUGGUUUCUAGAACGACAAACACGACUUUUGUAUCGACGCCAUUCCCGGCAUCCACAUCGGCUUCUUCAGCUCUCAAGCGCUCCCAAUCGGCUGACCGGAGGCGGCCUGCGACUUCUAGACCCACCAGACCUCUGCCAGAGUCAAGAAUCUGCAAUGGCAGUGAGAUAUCGGCAGCUACGAAGCUUCUGUUCACUUCAACGAGGAGUUUGUCGGUGUCGUUUCAAGGAGAAGCAUUUUCGCUUCCGAUUAGCAAAACUAAGGCAGCUCCGCCCCCAAAUUUGAGUAGAAAGAGCACCCCGGAACGGCGGAGGAUCAUCCCGUUGAGGGGGAAGGUUGACGGUGGAGGUGGAGAUCAGGUGGAGAACUCAAAGCCGAAUGAUCAUCGGUGGCCAGGUAAGACUCGGCCUGCAAAUCCAUUGUCUAUGAGUUUAGAUUGCACGGGUGAUAAAAAGAAACUGAUUGGAUCCGGAGUGGGGGUUCGGGCAUUGAAGCAAUCAUUGAUUGAUGAAACUAGAAGGGCAUCUUUUGAUGGUAGAAUGGGCCUAGAUUUGGGCAAUGCUGAAUUGUUGAAGGGGUUUCACCCUGCAUCGGAUACUAACUCUGUGCCUUCUGAUAUCACUGCCUCGGAUAGUGACAGUGUUUCCUCUGGCAGCACAUCAGGUGUGCAAGAAUGUAAUGGGGUUGGGCAAGGGCGAAGUAUGCCCCGGGGCAUUGUUGUUUCAGCAAGAUUUUGGCAGGAGACAAACAGCCGGUUGCGGCGGCUGCAGGACCCUGGUUCUCCAUUGUCAACAAGCCCUGCAUCAAGAAUGGCAGCUCCCCCAAGGUUCUUGCUGUCAAAGAAGUUUCCAAGUGAUGGCGCAUUGCCAUCUCCCAGAGCAAUGUUGUCUCCUGCGCAGGGAGUCGCCAGGCCUGCAUCACCAAGCAAAAUCUCAUCUUUGGCAUUGUCACCAUCUAGAGGAAUUCCCAGUCCGUCUAGGGCCAGAAAUGCAGCUUCCAGUGCUUUGAGUAGUAAUUCUGGCAGUGCACCUUCCGUUUUUAGUUUUCCUGUUGAUGUUCGGAGAGGGAAGAUGGGCGACAAUCGUAUCAUAGAUGCACACCUGUUGAGGCUCUUGUAUAACCGGCACUUGCAAUGGCAUUUUGUGAACGCAAGAGCGGAAGCUGCAACAUUUAUGCAGAAACUGAGUAUGGAGAAAAGCUUGUGGAAUGCAUCAAUAACUAUCUCAGAUCUGCGCAAGUCUGUCAGAGGCAAAAGAAUUGAGUUACAAUUGCUGAAACAAAAAUUAAAGCUAACUUCCAUCCUCAAGGGGCAAAUGACCUAUCUGGAAGAAUGGGCACUUGUAGAUAGAGAAAACUCCAUUUAUUUGAUGGGAGCAAUUGAAGCUUUGGAGGCUAGUACUCUCCGCCUUCCCAUUGUUGGAGGAGCAAUAGCUGACAUCCAAAGUAUGAAGGAAGCUGUUGGCUCUGCAGUUGAUGUAAUGAAGACAAUGGCAUCCUCAAUAUGCUCUCUUUUGUCAAAGGUGGAGGAAGCCAACUCUCUUGCAACUGAACUUGCAAAUGUGACUGCCAAGGAACAGGCUUUACUUAACCAGUGCAAAGAUUUUUUAUUGAGUUUAGCAGCCAUGCAGGUUAAGGACUGUAGUUUAAGAGCACAUACAUUACAACUAAAUCGUGGCGUACCAACACCCUGACGAAACGUAUGUAAAACUGAUCUUACUUUGACUGCCUACUCAAAAUGCUAACAUCACAUGCAACCUUUUUUUUUCCAACUUGGUGGAGGCAGCUCCGGAGGUAUAUGAGUGUGAUUGAAGUGCCUAGCUUUUGAUCCUGAUUCGGCAUUUUUGAAGCCAUUGACAUCUUUCUAUGAUUGUAGCUCAUGUUUUUAUUCCAAUAUUACAUAAAAUGGCCUGUUACUCCUAAUUUGCCGUGUACAAGAACACCCUAGUUUUAUUUUUUAUUUUUUAUUUUGAGGUAGAAAGAAAUCGAUUCAUAUGUAUAUAUGUAUAUUAACCUGAUGACAAUUGUUCAGUUGUUCCCAGCCAAGUUCUUAAAUUUUUUUCAGUUUUACAAA